UCCAGUCCGCCAUUGACCAUCGCUAUCAUCGGUCUUAUCACUCAUGGCGUUCUUUCACACCCACCAGCCUCUCGAUCUGUACCGAGCUCCCUGCAGAAGGACCGCCGGCUAGCGGUAGAACCGCCGCACGGCCGCUCCGCGCCAGCGCGUCCCGCCGUGGCGGAAAGCCCCCGCCGCGGAGUCACACCCAGCGCCCCCGCCCCGCUCCGCAGCGGGAACCCGUCUCCCCGCCGAGCUCUUUCCGCCGCUGACUGCGCGACUGCGCUCUCACUAACACCAUCGCCUCCCCGCGGGAAGAAGCCUGCUUCCGCGUUUCACCGGCGGCGGCAUUCCCUCUCAGGAGUACCAUCGUCGCCCGCCAACCUCGUGUCACCCCCCCGCCACCCGAGCGCGGAAAAGGCGACCCUUAACACUUCUACCAGGGUUGCUUAUAACGAGUACGUUGCUGCUUCUUCUCGCGUCCUCCAGAGGCCUGCAGAUGCAGCAGCAAGCCUUCCCAGUCGUCCUGGGGAAGCCAUGGUCCUGGGCCCUCGGAGCACGACCACGCUAGCUACCUCCUUCCAAAGCACUAGGGUGAGCGGUGGCAGCAACCCUGCCUCGCCUCAAUCUUCAAAGGCGGCUAUCAGCAGCAGCAGCAGCAGCAGCAGCAACUGCAGCAACUGCACUGCCUCUCCUCUACCUCAUACACCGAGCAACAGCCCGCCUGCCUCUCCUCAGUUUCCAAGGCCGUGCACCGACCCCCCUGCCUCUUCCGUACCUCACAGGCCGAGCAACAACCUCCCUGCCUCUCCUCCGUCCCCAGUGGGCUGUGGCAGCGUUGGCAGCAAAGCUAGCAGGAGCAGCAGGAGGGUGGCAGCAUGGAAGCCUGUCAAGCCAUGCCUCAGUGAGCCCUGCAGCCCCAGACAGGGAUCGCCGGUUAGGAGCCCAAGACGUGUCAAGUUCUUCAAGUAUGUGGAGGUGCUUGAAUACAUUCCCUAGGUGAUACGUUCUAAGAUGUAUUUAGCAACGCUAUUGGAUCUGUUGGUUCCUGCUUUCACUAGGGUACGAGUGCAAUAACUAUGUAAUGAGUGA
Closterium sp. NIES-67 is the source of this 1071-nucleotide messenger RNA. NCBI's taxonomy places the organism in Eukaryota, Viridiplantae, Streptophyta, Zygnematophyceae, Desmidiales, Closteriaceae. The record is from the annotation of a GenBank genome assembly.